AUGUCAGGGAUGAUGUGCCAGCACCAAACCCAUACCUCCGGAACUACGAUUCCCCUCAAAAUGGACCCGAUUGAGCUCAUGGAUUGGAUCGAGGAAGAUGAUGACUUACUUGCUUCGCUCCAGACAACGGUUUUUUUGCUCAUCAAACGUAAAACUCAAGAAAUCAAGCAAGGUGGAUCGUUCAAGUUGCGGGUGUUGGUGUCUGGAGAGUUGUGGAAGCUGCCAAAGCUGGCAGCCUAUGGCGGGUUUGAUCAACCCCCGCAAACUUUGGCGGCUCAUUCAGCAGGUCCGCUGGAGGCCAAAGAAGCCUUCCAGGCCGCCAAAGUUGGUCCAAGGUCGCGCAACAGCGGCUCCGUUAGAGAUGCUCUAAGGAUGGUAAUUGGGCCGGGUGUCCAACAGGCCGCCCGAACCCGACCGGGUUUGGGCCGGGUUCAGGCCAGGCUUUUCAUGGAAUUUUUUACUUAG
Messenger RNA from Puccinia graminis f. sp. tritici CRL 75-36-700-3, 465 nucleotides. RefSeq lists its product as uncharacterized. The transcript has 2 exons. NCBI's taxonomy places the organism in Eukaryota, Fungi, Basidiomycota, Pucciniomycetes, Pucciniales, Pucciniaceae. The coding region runs from base 1 to 465 and encodes 154 amino acids. The record is from RefSeq and is a predicted model, not a curated record.